Molecule: messenger RNA, 506 nt
Organism: Salpingoeca rosetta
Lineage: Eukaryota; Choanoflagellata; Craspedida; Salpingoecidae
Exons: 4
Coding region: 1-357 (118 amino acids)
Molecular function (GO): oxidoreductase activity, acting on the aldehyde or oxo group of donors, NAD or NADP as acceptor
Source: RefSeq, a predicted model, not a curated record
AUGCCCGUUCUGCCCUCUGUUGAUGGCAAGCUGACUGGCAUGGCCUUCCGCGUGCCUGUGCCGGAUGUGUCCGUUGUCGACCUCACCUGCCGCCUCGAGAAGCCCGCCAGCUACGACGACAUCAAGAAGGCCAUGAAGGCCGCCGCCGAAGGUCCCAUGAAGGGUGUUCUGGAGUACACGGAGGAGGACGUUGUGUCGUCCGACUUUGUUGGCUGCACCGCCUCCAGCAUCUUCGACGCCAAGGCCGGCAUUGCCCUCAACGACAACUUUGUCAAGAUCAUCUCCUGGUACGACAACGAGUUUGGCUACAGCCACCGCGUUGUGGACCUCCUUGCCUACAUUGGCAAGCAGCUCUAAAUCAGGAGCCCCCUCCAUCCCACACGCCAUAUGGCCUGCGCUGCCCUCGCUCUGUUUCUGUGUUGACCAUGCCAAUCCAACAUCUCAACCCGCGCUUGUUGUGCUUUUCUUUUCUGCACACCCGCAAAGUAAAAAUUGCCUUUGAGCCA